Messenger RNA from Larimichthys crocea (large yellow croaker), 518 nucleotides. RefSeq names its product BOLA class I histocompatibility antigen, alpha chain BL3-6-like. The coding region runs from base 84 to 503 and encodes 139 amino acids. Lineage: Eukaryota; Metazoa; Chordata; Actinopteri; Sciaenidae. The transcript is spliced from 4 exons. The record is from RefSeq and is a predicted model, not a curated record.
UUCCCUCAGUGUCUCUCCUCCAGAAGACUCCCUCCUCUCCAGUCACCUGCCAUGCUACAGGUUUCUACCCUGACAGAGCCAUCAUGUUCUGGAGGAAAGAUGGAGAGGAGUUUCAUGAGGACGUGGACCACGGAGAGAUCCUCCCCAACCAUGAUGGAACCUUCCAGAUGAGCGUUGACCUGAAACCAGAUGCAUCUGAAGACUGGAGCAAGUACGACUGUGUGUUUCAGCUCACUGGUGUAGAGGACGACAUCGUCACCAGACUGGACAAAGCAGAGAUCAGGACCAACUGGGAGGAGCCGAGUCACAUGACCCUCCUCAUCGCUGCUCCAGUGGUUGUUCUUGGUGUCGUCUUCAUCGCUGUCAUCACUGGAUUAAUCAUUUACUUUAAGAAGAAGAGAGCCUCACGUCCUCCAUCUUCUGCUGACAACAGCUUGGAGCUCUCUGAAACUGGCUCCGGUGAAAUGUCCGAGGAGGCCGAACCAGAACUGAAUGAAUGUUGAUGCAUCAACAAAACU